AUGGAGCCGGCGGCGGCGGCCGCGCCGGGCAACCUCUCCCGAGGCGGCGGCAACGAGAGCGGGGCGGCGGCGGCGGCCGCCUCCGGGGCGGGGUGGUCGGCGGCGGCGCUGGCCUCGCAGGCGCUGGCUCUGCUGCUCAUCUUCGCCCUCUCGGCGCUGGGCAACGGCGCGGUGGUGCUGGUGAUCGCCCGGCACCGGCAGCUCCGCACGGUGACCAACGCCUUCGUGCUGUCGCUGUCGCUGUCCGAGCUGCUGGGAGCCCUCCUCUGCCUGCCCCUGGCUUUCCUCAGCCUGCUCAGCCGCCCGCCCGGUGCCUGGCUCUUCGGGCAGCGCCUCUGCUUGGCCAGCGCCGCGCUGCACGCCGGGCUGGGCAUCGCCGCCACGCUCACCAUGGCCCUGCUCUCCUUCGACCGCUACUGCGCCAUCGUCCGCCAGCCCCGACACAAGAUGGGCCGCCGCCGCGCCGCCCAGCUCCUGGCCGCCGUCUGGCUGGCGGCCCUAGCCCUGGCCGGGCCCUGGUACGGGCUGGCGGGCGAGGGGCAUCGGGAGGCACGUCCCGGGGCGUACCGCUGCGUCUACGUGCUGCCCUGGGGCUCCUCGCGGCUGGGGCCACCCUACGGAGCAGCCCUCAUCGUGCUCUGCUACCUCCUGCCCUUCGCCCUCAUGUGCUUCUGCCACUACAACAUCUGCCGGGCCGUGCGGCUGGCCGAGAGCCGCGUGCGGCCCCUCACCACCUACGGGCACCUGCUGCGCGCCUACGGGGAGAUGCGCACGGCCACCACCGUCCUCAUCAUGAUCGUCUCCAUUAUCUGCUGCUGGGGGCCCUACUGCAUCCUGGGGCUGGCCGCCGCUGCCGGCCGCCUGCCCUUCUCGCCCACCAUGGACGCCGUGGCCAGCGGGAUGGCCUGGGCCAACGGGGCCAUCAACCCCCUCAUCUAUGCCGCCCGCAACCCCAACAUCUCCGUGCUGCUGCGGCGCAGCCGCGAGGGCGGCUACAGGACUAGGAACAACGUGGCCGCCUACCUCUCGGCCCCGGGCCGCAGGCCGGAGCCUCGCAGCCGGGCUGACCGUGUGCGGGAGCGCUACGUCAACCGGCACAGCGGGCCCCCGGGCAGCGCCCCGUCCUCCUCCAGCCCAGCGAGUGGGGGAGAGGUGGCCAUGUGGGCCUGCAAGAACCCAGCUGUCCUCUUCUGUCGGGACGGGCAGCCGGACACCAUCUCCGAGGCCACCACGCAGGCCAAAGCGGACACCGUGGACACCAGCCUCUGACAGGGUUGGGGUCCGGGAUGGAGGCGUUGGGCCCCAGGGCUGUCUCCCUCAGGAAGCAGCGGGAGCCCCAGCACUUGCAGCACUUUGCAGCCAGGCUGCCAGGAAAGCGGAGAGACGGGACUGCAGGAGCCAUAGUCGGAUUUCUUCGUCUUGCGAGCUCUGGUUUGGUGGCCCAGUCUGCAAGCAGCGAGAGAUCCCAGGGAAAGGGUGUGCCCCUUCCAUUUCAGCAGGCCUGAUGCACUGGUGAUAGCUGCUGGGCCAAGCCAGCACAAGAGUUUGGCUGCAAGAACAAAGCAGCGAUUGCUCCAGUCCUGCAGAAAGCGCCAAACUGAAGCUGAGGAGCAGACACACAAACACAGCCCAAACCAACAACUGACUGUGUGAGCUGUUUGUUAAGUGCCAAAAGAGCAAUUGAAAGCUGCACACUGGCAGCGGGAAGACACUCUAAAAUCACCACACUGUGAAAACCGCAUCAUGGCAGGAAAAUGUUGCUUUAACCCAUUAUAUGUGGAAGUGCAGAAAGUCACAGAAUGUUGGACAGGCUAAAAAGUGAUCUAUUAUGAUGAUUUUUACUUAAACUCCCAUGCAUAACAAAACAGUAAUUGUUGUGACAGAUGUCUACAGAGAGGGAAAAUGUGUGAUAGUGGGAGGGAGGGAAAGGAAGAUUAAACUUGUCAGCAUUUCAGCAGCCUUUUCUUUUUCUUUACAGGUACAGUCAGCUUAAAAUACUAUGAAUGUGAGAAAUGAGAGCUCUUCAGAACUGAGGAAAAGGGUGUGGGUGUAGACUUUGGUAUCACUGAGCUUGUGCACAAGGUGUACGCUUUCUUUUUGAGCUCAUCAGAAGUGUCUCACAUCUCUAACAGUUUAACCGUAUUUAGAGGAGUCAUGCAAGAGAGGUGAGUAUCCACAGGAGAGGUGAAGCAAUGCCACGUGUUCUUUGUGUGCUUAAGCAUGUGAAAAUGUGUAUAUGCAGAGAACAGAUAUCAUUGUACCGAUGGCAGCAAUCUGAUUCUGGAAUGUAAUAUUUAAAAACCAGCUCUGACACUGAAACAAAAUGAAAAUUACACCAGAAAGGAAAUGGAAGUGCAAUUGCACAGCAUAAAUUCAUAUGAAUUUAUCUGUAUAAUUUCUUUUUGCCCACAGGCUCUGAGGCCUAAAGCCUUAAAUUAGUAUUUUGAAUCAGAACUUAAGAUUGUCCUUUAUCUUUGCAGGAGUUAAAUGUGAAAGAUGGGCAGUGUUUUUCUUGUACUGUCUUUAAAAUUAUAAUGUUACUGUUUUACCAGCUUUUUCAACUGUUCGUGACUCAAGUUAACAUACUAUCCUUAUUUUGCAACUGAGACAAGAAAUAAAUUGUCUUUUAUGCAG
Messenger RNA from Cygnus atratus (black swan), 2634 nucleotides. RefSeq names its product G protein-coupled receptor 135 (gene GPR135). The transcript has a single exon. Gene Ontology annotation, molecular function: G protein-coupled receptor activity. Gene Ontology annotation, biological process: G protein-coupled receptor signaling pathway. The record is from RefSeq and is a predicted model, not a curated record. NCBI's taxonomy places the organism in Eukaryota, Metazoa, Chordata, Aves, Anseriformes, Anatidae. The coding region runs from base 1 to 1269 and encodes 422 amino acids. Gene Ontology annotation, cellular component: membrane.